AUGGGAAUGUCUAGAGUUGUUCAUAUUAGCAUUGUCAUUCAUUUUUACUUAAUCUCCAUCGCGAUUUGCCAACCAAAUUUCAUAACUCAUUUGUGUAUAGACACUUAUGGUAACUAUACCAAUUCCAGCACAUACAAUGCCAAUCUCAAUACCUUCUUCAAUUCAAUAUCAUCUAAUUCUCAAAUCAACUCGCGUUACUAUAAUAUCUCAGUUGGCAAGGAACCUGACCGAGUUUAUGGGGAAGCACUAUGUGGAAGUGAUAUGGCUUUCCAAGAUUGUCAUAGAUGUCUCAAUAACUCAAUAAGAUUGCUUCCACGGCUCUGUCAGCCACAGAAGGAAGCUUAUGGAUGGUACGACGACUGUAUGCUAAUUUAUGCUAAUCGAACAGAUGCAUUAUGGACUCUCAGUACAAGACAACCUUCCUACUAUCUAAGCAAUGGAAAUUCUGUGAGUGAUAAUAAUGUUGAAGAGUUUAAUCGAGUGCUAGGAUCGUUAUUGAAUAGGAUUCAAAAUGAAGCUGCAUCGGGUGGUUCUCAGCUUAAGUAUGCAACCGGAAAUGCUACUUAUGGAAGCUUAAAGAAUGUUUAUGCAUUUGCUCAAUGUGAUCCGGAUUUAUCAUAUCAAAGUUGCUUUAAUUGUCUUGGAGAUUGUAUUAAUAAUGUGUUUCCUAGUUGUUGCAAUAACAGCAUAGGAGCACGGGUUAUUGGACCUAAGUGCAAGAUAAGAUACGAGCAGGAUCUGUUUUACAACAUUACUAGUCCACCACUUACCCCGCCGUCGACUGCACCAUCUCCUCCUCCUCCAUCAGGAAAUGGAAGCAAUAAGGGAACAAUUGCCGUACUUAUCAUAGUUCCAAUAGUCGUAUUAAUUGCUCUUGCAGUAGGCUUCACUUACUUGUGUCAAAGAAGAAAGAGAAGGAAAAAUAUUGAAAGUUUGAAUGGUGAAAAUUAUGAAGAAAGCAGAGGUUACAUGUCUCUACAAUAUGGUUUUGACACUAUUAGGGUGGCAACAGACAAUUUCUCUGAUGCCAAUAAACUUGGCCGAGGUGGAUUUGGUAUCGUUUACAAGGGAAAAUUAACAAAUGGACAAGAAAUCGCAGUGAAGAGACUCUCAAGGGAUUAUGGACAAGGUGACGGCGAGUUUAAGACUGAAGUUAUGCUAGUGGCUAAGCUUCAACACAGGAAUCUUGUUAGGCUCCUUGGCUUCUGCUUAGAAAAAGAAGAAAGACUACUCAUUUAUGAGUUUGUUCCCAACACUAGCCUUGAUCACUUCUUGUUUGAUGUAAGCAUGCAAUCUGUUUUAGAUUGGCCCACUCGCUACAAGAUUAUAAUUGGCAUUGCUCGAGGAAUCCUAUAUCUUCAUGAAGAUUCCAGACUUCGAAUUAUCCAUCGUGAUCUUAAAGCCAGCAACAUACUUCUAGAUGCAGAUAUGACUCCUAAGAUUGCAGAUUUUGGGAUGGCAAGGUUAUUUGGAGUUGACCAAACCCGGGGGGAUACCAACAGAAUCGUCGGUACCUAUGGGUAUAUGGCACCAGAAUAUGUAUUCCAUGGAUUCUUCUCUGUAAAAUCAGAUGUCUACAGCUUUGGCGUACUAGUCUUGGAAGUUAUCACAGGUCGAAAGAAUUCUGGUUUUCAAAAUGAGGAAUACACAGAAGACCUAUUUAGCUUUGUAUGGAGAAAUUGGAGAGAAGGAACAGCAAUAUCGGUCAUUGAUCCAAUACUAUCAACGGCGUCUAAAACUGAUAUAAUAAGCUGCAUACACAUGGGGUUGUUAUGUGUUCAAGAAAGUGUAGAUGACCGUCCAACUAUGUCUUCUGUCGUGUUGAUGCUUAGUAGCAGCUCGCUCUCUUUGCCGGUUCCUUCUCAUCCUUCAUUCAUCAGUGUCAAUGCGAGACAAUCAGAGAGUAUUUCAACUAAUGAGGUUUCAAUCACUGAUAUCCAUCCACGUUAAACCGAUUGUUCGUGAAGGUCGCAAUUGUUUGAUAUCUCUUGUGUUGCAUAAAAGUGUUUACGUGAUUGCUCUAAUAAUUUCAAGUGCUAACCUAGUCCUGGUCAAAAAAAUUUAAUUGAAGAUGAGAGAUGGUAACAAUAAUAGAAUUAACUCAUCUACCUUAUAAAGUGAAAUAUCUCUCAAUGUUUCUCCAAUGUGGGACACUCACAAGUGGGCUACAAUAGGUUUCAACAAUUGUAAUUAAUUAAAGACAGUUAAAAGAUGUUAGAAUAACAAGAGCAGAAAGAUAAGUAUUUCAUCUUUAAAAAAAAUGUUUCUUUCUAAUAAAUCAUAGAUAAUUGAUCUAAUAAUAUAUUUGU
This is a messenger RNA of Chenopodium quinoa (quinoa), 2309 nucleotides long. Its product is annotated as cysteine-rich receptor-like protein kinase 10. The transcript is spliced from 7 exons. Lineage: Eukaryota; Viridiplantae; Streptophyta; Magnoliopsida; Caryophyllales; Amaranthaceae. Bases 1 to 1950 code for a protein of 649 amino acids. Gene Ontology annotation, biological process: protein phosphorylation. The record is from RefSeq and is a predicted model, not a curated record. Gene Ontology annotation, molecular function: ATP binding; protein kinase activity.